This is a messenger RNA of Emiliania huxleyi CCMP1516, 826 nucleotides long. RefSeq lists its product as hypothetical. The transcript is spliced from 4 exons. Bases 61 to 768 code for a protein of 235 amino acids. The record is from RefSeq and is a predicted model, not a curated record. NCBI's taxonomy places the organism in Eukaryota, Haptophyta, Isochrysidales, Noelaerhabdaceae.
CCGGCCUCUGGGACUUACGCUGAGUUUGUGCGAGGCGUGCACGCCGAGGCGCCGCGCGUUAUGGGCAGAGGAGAGCCGUCAGAGAAGCAGCAGGACCGGGCCGCGAUAAGGCGCGCAAAGGAGCGGUUCCGGGCGACCGCGAGGCAGCAGAGGAAGCUUCUGGUGGCCGGCGGCGUCGAGGCCCCGCGAGCAUCGCUCCAGCUCCUCGACCAGCUCGUCCAGCACCGGCACGGCUCCGCGCCGUCGUGCAGCUCAGACGCUACCGUGACCGAGCUCGAGCAUAUUGUGGCUGCGACGGGCUUCAACUCGGCGCAGGCGACGCGGACGCUGCUGCUCAAGCAGGAGAUCUCGCACCUGCGCUCGCAGGGCCACACUACCGCCGACGUCAUCUCCAAGCUCGACCACCGGCUCCGCGCAGGGAGCGGCUUGAGACGCCGCUCGAGCGAGCUGGAAAACCACCUCUGGGGUGGAGGAGGGGCGGAGAGACACGCGGGGCUGGGGGAGCGGCAGCACGCGGCGCUCGGGUUCGGGCCUGCGCAUAAAAAGCUCAAGCUGGGCGACGACCGCCUCGGCGCCGCGGUGGGCGGCAAGGGCAAGGCGCCCUGGCUGCCUCCCCCCGACAGCCGCCUCUGGCCGCCGCCGGCGCGCGACGUGAGCGAGAAGGGGAAGCGGCCGUGGGAGGAGGAGCCCCCGCCGCCGGUUAGGGCAGUGCGGCUGCGGCUCUCCGAGAUGGCGGGCGGCGAGGGCGGCCGCUUCCGCGGCCCGUGACGCGGGCGGCUUGCCGCCCGCGCGCGCACCGCGAGCGGUCCACUGUAGCUUCUGUAGC